CGGCGGCGGAGCCGUGCGCCGCGGCGGGGCAGUGCGGAGCGGCGGGGGAUGCGGAGCUGCCGGCUCCCGGGCAGAUGAUGGCGAUACGCGAGCUGAAAGUGUGUCUGCUUGGAGAUACUGGGGUUGGGAAAUCGAGCAUUGUUUGUCGAUUUGUCCAGGACCACUUUGAUCACAAUAUUAGUCCUACUAUUGGAGCAUCCUUCAUGACUAAAACUGUGCCGUGUGGGAAUGAGCUUCAUAAAUUUCUAAUCUGGGACACAGCUGGUCAGGAACGGUUUCACUCCCUGGCUCCAAUGUACUAUCGAGGUUCAGCAGCAGCUGUGAUAGUCUAUGACAUCACCAAACAGGAUUCAUUUCAUACUUUGAAGAAAUGGGUGAAAGAACUAAAAGAACAUGGUCCUGAAAACAUUGUGAUGGCCAUUGCUGGAAACAAAUGUGAUCUUUCUGAUAUCAGGGAGGUUCCUAUGAAGGAUGCCAAAGAGUAUGCAGAAUCUAUAGGUGCAAUUGUUGUUGAAACCAGUGCAAAGAAUGCUGUUAACAUUGAAGAACUUUUUCAAGGAAUAAGUCGGCAAAUUCCACCCUUAGAUCCUCAUGAAAACAGUAACAAUGGAGCAAUCAAACUUGGAAAGCAGACUUCACAGACGGGUAGGCGGUGCUGCUGACCCGGCUUGAUCUUUUUAGAUUUACUUGAAAAACAGCACCAUUUGCUUUUUCACUGAGAAAGGACUACAUGAUCUCAGUGAUGUGGCUCCUUAUUUUGAAAGCAGUAAUAUCAAUACUUCCCAUGAGCAAUAAUACAAGGACCAGAAGCAGAAGGCUUUUCUUCAAAGAGAUUUUGCGAAACAGUUGGAAAAUCCUCUCUUAAUAUCCUGUCGAAAUUACAGUGUCAAAGUACUCUGCUUCUCUUUUUAAGCCAAGGACUGGGGUUUUUUUGUUGUGUUUUUGUUUUGGUUUGGGUGGUUGUUUUUUUUUUAAUAAAACAUCCUUUUAUAUAUAAAUUCUAGAUUUACUGCAAAAACUUCUCUUCUUACAUUGCAAAGUGGACUUUCUCUGUAAUAACAGGGUGAAAAAAGCCCAUAGAACCUGACUUCUGGCUUACUGUUUCUCUACCAUCUUUCUGGCUGGACUCUGCUUCUGUAUUUUUCUAAAUUUGUAGCUUCCUCUCAUACUUUCAGUAAACAUAAUCAAGAAAUGGACAAAAUUUGCUAACUAGAAAAAAAAAAUGGAUACAAAGGAUGAGUGAGUGCAAUUUUUAUCGGCUAGAAGUCAAAAUCUGUGUCAGGAGGUGCUGUGUAUGUGAAAGGAGGAGUUGUCAUGAAGGAGACUGCUGGACCCCAUGCAGUUCCCAGUCUGUUCUGGAAAGAAGUGAAGAUGCAGCCACUGUGGAUUGAUUCUCUUUCUAGCGUGCAGGCUUAAUUCAUUACUGAAAUUAUAAAAACAACAUAAAUGACAUUUCCACUACUUACCAGGUUUCCUGUAAUUCUGUGCCCCAGACCAUAAGCUGUCUCUGCUCAAAGAUACCACUUCCCUGGUUUCUAGAAGAGAGUUCCAUGCAGCCCCACUCAUUUGUGGUCUCACUGCAGAGCUUCCAGAAGUCUUCCAAGUCAGAAGAAUUAUAUUUCUGUACAAUAACAGCUUAAGAGAUCAUAAUAUAAUUUGGGGUUAAAGGCUGGAAUGUAAUAAAACAAACCAGAAUGUUUUUUUACAAUUCUGUCAAUUUGUGGAGUAGUCUCACCCAUGUGGUGAUGCGGCCUGGAAGACCCACUGUGUGAUAUCUUUGAAGCUUGAUGCACUUGAAAAUACGGUGUAGAAAAAAAAAGUCCAAUAGGUGGCUAUGAACUAGAAAUAAUGUAAAACUUCCAACUUUUAUGAGUGUGCAACUGAGAUGAUAAAACACAAAUUGAUCUUCAUCUGUUUCACUGGAAAUCAGAACUAGGGUAAAAAUGCAGGCUUCAAAACCAAAGCCCAGCCUGCAUUCCACAAUGUUAUUUUGUUCUCUUACGAGGAAAAUUAACCCCACUGCACAUUUGGUGGGGGACUUAGGAAAAGCAAACUAAGAGGAAAAACAACUUUUCACAAUAAAUCAUGGACAGGCAGGCUAGAACUGGGUUUCCAUGUUUAUACAUAAAAAACAGACCUUAUUGCUUGGUUGUGAGAUUGCUUUGAUAAAAUGUCACUAAUUCUUAGGGCUUGAAACAGAGCCAGAUGAAAUCAACAGGAACAUUUCUUUGUCUUCAGAGGGCUUGAAGUAGUUAUAGGUGGGAAAUGUCCUACUGGAUUUUAUCUAAGAAUCUAGGCUGCAUUGUUUUUUUUCACAUAAUUGUUUUUUAUUCAGAUACUUUAGACUCCUUUGAAAGCACUCAUACUUGAAAAUAUGCCCUUGGGUAAUACAGACACUCAGCCAGCUACCAUAUGAAAGGAUAUUCUGGGUAAACUUUCAGUUGUCACCUGUGCUGAUCUGCGAUGCACGUCGCUGCUUCUUUGCAGCAACUGUUUUAAAGAUAAUCCAGGGUUAGUUAAGUACCUUGCAUAAUCCAAUUUAUGCUAGAACUGGCAAUUUAUGCUGAUCUGUAUGGAAUAAAUGUUGUCCUGAACAAUCAGGUCUCACAGCUGCCACUGAGAUGUAUGUGAAUCAUAACAGGUUUAUGAGUUACAUGUUAAAAUAGUUUAAAAUUGAAAGUUGUUACAGUGGAUCUCUGAUAGGUGUUAAAAUUCAAGUGCAGGCAGAGUAAGCUGAAAGAUAUUUUUGCAUUUGGUGGGUCAAAUCUAAAUCACCUUAUUCUGCUUUCAGUAAAGAAAAAUAUUUAAAUGAAUAAGGAUUCUGAUUGUAUAAGUUCAUGAGGCUUAUGUUACAUUAAGCUUCAGUAGGGAACUCUGAAGUCACAGGUGAAAAAAUAAAGGUCACUGUGCUGUGCAGAGCAGCUCACAUUUUCUUUGAUGACAGGACUCAUCUUUGGGGGUCAAGUUGCCUCUGUACUGUUUGUCAUGGCUGAAGUGCAGAUUUAACCUGCCUCUUCAAAUGGGGGAACAGUGCAUUUGAAAAAUUAUGACUUUUCAAAUGUAAAAUUCAUUAUUUAUGCUUUCUGUUGUUGCCUGUGUUACUUUGAAAGUACCACCACCCUUCAUAAACAGCAAGAACAAUGACAUACAAAAAAACCUGCAAACUUGGAGUCAAAGGUUUCAGCAGCAACCAGAAUUCCUCUUAGUAGUUAAUGGCUGGUAAGAAGCUAAAUUACUGUACAGGAGCACCUGACUCUGUAGCUGAUCUGCUAUAAUAAUAAUGAUGAUAAUAAUUAUAAUAACAACACUGCAGUUCUAGGUUGGCCAGCUGGUGCUGGAUUUGUCCAAGAUUAGUUUUCUCAAGGGAGCUGGCAGCAGGACUGAAGCACAGGCUGCAGUGCCAAGGAAGGUUGGUGGGGCUUGUUUGAACCAUGACUCAAGACUGUGACUGUCCAGUUGUGGGUAACUUGCUUUUCUGGCUUGUCAUGAACUAGUUUAAAAACAAGAUUAUGAAGGAACUAGUUUUCAUAUAUGCUCUGCAUAUGUGUGUGUAUAUAAGUACAAUUUUAUAUUGUUAUGCUGACAUGUAGUGGUUUUUUCACUAUGUCUGGUUCUCAUUUACUGCACAUUGUAUUCUGUAAGUACAUUUUUUUGUUAAUGAUUAUUUCACCUUUAUGAACUUAAAGCUACAACCUGAAGGUAGCGAGAAGAUGGAGAUACAGAUAGGUACAAUUGUUGACUUCCCAGUCUUAUGCACGAAAAUGCCAUAUUGUAGAAAUUGUCUUGCAGACUGAGAAAACUAAAAAAAGGUAAUGAUUAUCCAAGAAUGGGGACUCAGAAGUAUCCAAGUUACACUAAAAAAAGGAAAAGAAAAAACAAGAAAAAACACAAUUUUGUUCAUGGUACAGCAAGUCUGUUUCAAGUGCUACACUAUUCCACGGGUUUGUGUCAAUACCUGGAAAAGUUAUCUAUCAUCCCUUGUCUUCACUAAUCCUGUGUGGCACAUGGUAAUAACCAUGACUAGAUAAAUUACAUGUGAGCACUCUGACAAUAAUCAGACCUUUUAAGUACAAUGAUAUAUUUUACUACCCUUAAUUAUUUAAACCCGAGUCAGUGUAAAGUUUUCAGUUUAAAAUCACCUACUAAGUACUCUUCCUCUGUUUUGUUUAUAUAAGAGCUUUGACUGGGCUGGACCCACUUGCUUCAUGUAUGGGAUGCUGCAAUCUGUUAAUACUUUACCUUCUGUUUUACUUAUUAAUUGUAUCAUACCUAAUAAUAUUUUUUGCCCUAAAAUGUAGGUUUUGUGUUUUAUUUAACCUUUGAUGAUUAAUGCUAAUAAAUGUUUUAAGUACUUCUGA
Apus apus (common swift) is the source of this 4358-nucleotide messenger RNA. It is a transcript of the gene RAB31, whose product is annotated as RAB31, member RAS oncogene family. NCBI's taxonomy places the organism in Eukaryota, Metazoa, Chordata, Aves, Apodiformes, Apodidae. Bases 75 to 662 code for a protein of 195 amino acids. The record is from RefSeq and is a predicted model, not a curated record. The transcript has 7 exons. Gene Ontology annotation, molecular function: GTPase activity; GTP binding.